Messenger RNA from Hippocampus zosterae (dwarf seahorse), 1159 nucleotides. RefSeq names its product microfibrillar-associated protein 3-like. The record is from RefSeq and is a predicted model, not a curated record. The coding region runs from base 207 to 980 and encodes 257 amino acids. NCBI's taxonomy places the organism in Eukaryota, Metazoa, Chordata, Actinopteri, Syngnathiformes, Syngnathidae. The transcript is spliced from 3 exons.
UAUUUUCUUCCUUAACACGGAAGUACAUGACACGACCGAACUUUUUCUACUUUUAAUGCAGUUUUAAUGUGAACAAGAUGACUUAUGGGUGAAAGACCAAUCUAUUUUACACAUUUCCACUCCUAUUAAGCGUCUAAAAUUGGAAGUAGUUUGUGUCGGCGGAGGAUUUUAAUUUUGCAGUCUGCUUGAGCACAAUUCUCGUCGACAUGCCAACGGCGAAAAACAUGCCCAUGCUGCUGCUCCUCUGCACCUGCGUGGUAGAUGGCGCCCAGAACCGCUCGGAGGAGGAGACCUCAUCCGCCGGCGUCGUGCUCAAGGAAGGAACAGACGCCUUGAUCGAGUGCAACGUGACGGGGGUCCACGAUGAUGUCAGAUGGUACGGCCCCGACGGACGUCAGCUGGUCGAGGAACCAGGCGGGAAGUGGCUUAUCGAGGAAAAGGGGCGACUCAACAUCAGCGGCGUCUCCUUCGAGGACCGCGGGCGCUACAUGUGCGUAACCGACGGCGGCAACUACAGCGUGACCGUCCGCGUGGCCUAUACCCACAGCGGCCUGGGCGUCUACUUCGUGGGCGUUUGUCUCGCCGCCUUCUCUAUCACCAUGGUCCUCAAUGUGACCCUGCUGGGCAUGGUCCGAAGCCACCUGAAGAAGACCGAGCGGGCCAUCAACGAGUUCUUCCGCACCGAGGGCGCCGAGAAGGUCCAGAAGGCGCUGGAGAUCGCCCGUCACAUUCCCAUCAUCACCUCGGCCAAGACACAGGAACUGGCCAAGGUCACCCAGUACAGAACCAAGGAGUUUGCGCGGCACAUGGAGGAGCUGGCCCGCAGCAUCCCCUUGCCGCCACUGUUAAGCAACUGCCGCGCCGCCGCGGCGGGCGCCGCCGAGCCCCCGGAGAGCGAGAGGGGGGCGGCCGGGUUGAUGGCAGGGGAAGAGCGAGGAAGUCAGGUAGCAGACGUGGAGGUGUCCGUUCACUCGCCGUGACGGACGGUGAAGACUGGAUUGACAAUAUAGGACAUUUUUCUAAAGUACUGUCCCCCCAAAAAUAACAACUUUUCCCUAAUAAUAAAUAAAGAGCUGCCACUAAUUAUUAUUUUUAGAAUAUAAUUCUUUUGAUUAAUUGAAUACAAUUGUAUUUUGCAUUAACAUGUAUUAUGAAACCA